UUGUCAGAUUAUUUAGCGUCUAGCAAUAGCUAUUAAGUAUCUAAGCUAAUGUGUGUUUAGCUACUGUACAGUAGCUACCUAAUGCAUGCCGCAUUGAUAUAGCCAGAUCCUCUGCUAUGUUAACUGCAAUGUCUAACUAACGUUACUGUCAACAUGCCUGUUGUGCUGUUCCUAGCUUCAAAGUUGUGGGCGUGUAGUUAGCUAGUUUAUCUGCCUGCCGUCUUGUUAUGAUGCCUGCACGCAGCAAUGUUGCUGCUAGUGGUGGGGUAUCUAGUAACAAAGUCAAGUACUCAAGACUAACUGGCGAUGAGGAUGGCUAUAUUGAUUUACAGUUCAAGAAAAGUCCACCAAAAGUUCCAUACAAGGCUAUUGGCCUGGCUGCAUUCCUCUUCUUGAUUGGCUCCUUACUGAUUGUAAUUGGAGCCCUUCUUCUAGCAGGAUCUAUAGAAGUUGCGCACCCGGACCGUACAGUUCCAGUUCUCAUUAUUGGAAUCCUUGUCUUCCUUCCUGGCUUCUACCAUUUACGAAUCGCCUACUACGCUUCCAAGGGUUACCGAGGAUACUCCUAUGAUGACAUUCCUGAUUUUGAUGACUGAAACAAGCCUAAGUGAAUAUGGUUCUGUUGCUAGCCUGUCAGGGUCUUUUCUAACCUUUAUGGGCCCUCUGAGCUGCAUGAGAUUGUUUACCUCAGGUUUCUCUUGGAAUGAGAAACAGCAUCACCAAGUGGCUUAACAUUACUCUCUAUUGCUUAUAUUACACAUUUUCAAUUUAACUUGUGUUGAUGGAUUUACAUUUUAGACUAUUAUUGAUAUAGUAUUGUGGUAUUGAUUAUGUGAUAGUAUUUUAGACAUGCAAGUAAUAUUUUUUCAUGAAUCUGUAAUGCUCUUCAAAAUUUGUUUCUGAUUGAUGUUAAAUAUUUAGAAUAGUAAUACAAUACAGAACAAUACACUGGCAUGGCUUGUGUACACUUAUGUCUUGGUAUAUAUGUGCUUUUGUACCUUGAAAUAUAAAUACAAUUAUGAAGUGUAAUUUUCUUUAAAUAGGAAAUUAUUUUUCAUUGUUUCAAUGUCAUUUGUUUUCCUGGUUUGAAUCAGAAAGUCGCUCGUAAGCAUGUCUGCUAUAACUUUGCUGUCAUUGCCCAAAUGUUUUGGUGAAUCAUUUUUACUGAGACUGUUAGUUGUAGAAGUGCGCUCUCUAGUGGUUUCAAUUAAAACAACAGUUUUUUAACUAUACAAUGACUUGAUGAAAUG
This is a messenger RNA of Esox lucius (northern pike), 1250 nucleotides long. RefSeq names its product transmembrane protein 230a (gene tmem230a). Gene Ontology annotation, cellular component: synaptic vesicle; endomembrane system. The transcript has 4 exons. The record is from RefSeq and is a predicted model, not a curated record. Bases 228 to 596 code for a protein of 122 amino acids. Gene Ontology annotation, biological process: synaptic vesicle transport. Lineage: Eukaryota; Metazoa; Chordata; Actinopteri; Esociformes; Esocidae.